UUCCCGUUAGCUAGAAUUUCUUCACGGAGAGGAUGAUCUCCGCGAGGUAUGAAAGUCGGGCACUGGCAUAGGUCUGUGGCGCUGCUCCUGGGAAUUAUUGCCACGGCGCUCUUGUUCGUGGCGAUCAGCCACGAUCUCCGCUCCUAUUCCAUCGAGGUAUCGACAUCGACAUGGGUUUCGGCCGCAGAUUCUCGCAAUGCCGGCUCGAUCGCGUCGGAAGUGGUGGAUUACGAGGCCCGGGAGGACGAAUUCGCCGAUCCGGAGCCUCUAGAUCAGCAAGAACAGGAAGAACAGGGCGAGAAAGAAGAGGACAAGCCAGAGGCUAGGGAAAUCGAGGGCGGGGAUAGCAAUGGGGCGGCUGGAGUGGGAUUUUCUCCAGGGAAUUCGACGAAUCGGGAGUGUAAUCUCUACGAGGGGCGCUGGGUACGCGAUGAAUCAUACCCACUGUUCCAGCCUUUCACUUGUCCAUUCGUCGAUACCGCCUUUCGGUGCCAAGAAAAUGGACGCAAAGAUAAAGGCUACUUGCAAUGGCGGUGGCAGCCUUUUGGGUGCGACAUACCAAGAUUUAAUGCGUUGGAUAUGUUGAAGAGACUACGGAACAAGAAGCUCGCCUUUGUGGGAGACUCUCUGGGGAGGAAUCAAUGGGAGUCUCUCGUGUGCAUGCUCUAUCAAGGAGUUUCCAACCGGAGCAACGUCUUUGAGGCAAGAAGGCAGCAAGUUGGAAAGGCCAGGCCGAGCUACUCGGUAAAGUUUCCAGACUACAAGACGCAGAUCGACUACUACCGCACACAUUUCCUGGUUCCCGAGGGUCGAAGGCCUCCAGGAAUAACCGAGAGGAGGAGGAUCAAGUGCUCUUUGCAGCUGGACAGAGUAGACAAGACCGGCUCCAAAUGGAAGAACGCUGAUAUCUUGGUCUUCAACUCGGGACACUGGUGGAACCAUGGAAAGAUCUCCAAGAGGUGUUUCUUCAUUGAACGGAGUAACUACACCUUGAACAUGGACGUCCAUGCUGCCUACGAGAGAGCUAUCCAAACUUGGGCUUCAUGGGUUGACAAUCACCGCGGAAAGAAAGUUUUCUUUCGUGGUUUUGCUCCAAACCACUUCAGUGGAGGAGAUUGGAACACUGGAGGGACAUGCGAGACACACAUCCAGCCUCUCGAUGAUGAAUCAAAGCUAGACAAGUAUCCAGACAAAGUCGAGGCCGUGGAGAACGUCUUGAGCACCAUGAAGACGCCGGUGACGUUUCUUAACGUGACGAAGCUCUCGUUGUUCCGCAAAGAUGGUCACGUCGCUGGAUGGGGAAAACGCAACGGCAGUGGUCGCCAAGACUGUAGCCACUGGUGCCUUCCCGGAGUUCCAGAUACUUGGAACGAGCUUCUCUACGCGUCUUUAACCCGGAGCUAGAGUUUUGGAAAGCGCUGUGCCUAAAAAUCUCUCUUUUGACGACACUAAAGACAUUCGAUUCUAGGCUGAAUAAUGCACUGCUUCCGAAAAAUUGGUUUUAGUGCCGCUGCGGUGUGAGAAACAAAGUUUGAUCGUUACGUCCAAAUGGAAAAACUA
This is a messenger RNA of Selaginella moellendorffii, 1560 nucleotides long. RefSeq names its product protein trichome birefringence-like 5. Gene Ontology annotation, molecular function: O-acetyltransferase activity. NCBI's taxonomy places the organism in Eukaryota, Viridiplantae, Streptophyta, Lycopodiopsida, Selaginellales, Selaginellaceae. Gene Ontology annotation, cellular component: Golgi apparatus. Bases 49 to 1404 code for a protein of 451 amino acids. The record is from RefSeq and is a predicted model, not a curated record. The transcript has 4 exons.